AUGCCAUUUCCCCGCAUGAGGAGACCACCUCCGCCCUUCACCUCAAAACCACAACUCCUCAAUCCUCUCCAUGCGCACCGCACCUUCACCUCCACGCGCCACCGUUCAACCCGCGAACCGAACUACUACGAGAUCCUCGAAGUGCCCAUAACCGCCUCGCAGGCCGAGAUCAAAAAGAAAUUCUACGCCCUCUCCCUCCGCCACCACCCAGACCGCAACCGCGACGACCCCAGCGCCUCGCAACGCUUUGCCCGCAUCUCCUCCGCCUACAAUGUCCUCGGCAACCACACGAAACGCGCCACCUACGACCGCGACCAUGGCAUCCUCGCCCACCACAUGUCCGCCUCGUCCACCCACAGCACCGCCACCCCGGGCCAGCACCCCAUGGGCAGCCACAGCAGCUACAGCGCUGGCGUCCACCACAAGGGCGCCUCGUACGCCGGUUCCCGCCCCGCCAGCGGCCUGAGUAAACGCCGGGGGCCGUUCCGUGGACCGCCGCCGAGUUUCUACGCCCAUGGCGGGUUUGGGGCGCGGAAGCCGCCGCCGGGGGCGGGCGCGCAUGCCGCUGGUGGUGCGGCGGGGAGGAGCGCCGGAAAUCGUGCAGAGGACGACCCGACCUCGUUUAUUGACCGCAAUCCUAUCCAUCAUUUCAAUGCGCGCGGUCAUUACCGCACACAGUCGGCUGAGGAUGCGCGCCGCGAGGAACGGCGCUCCCGCGCCAUGGGAUCGGCCCUGAAUGACCAGUAUAUCGGCACGCGAGGGGACUUUGCCUUGCGCUUUAUCGUCGUCUGCGGCAUGUUGGCGGGCGCCGUCGCCCUGACUGGGUUCUACCGCUGGCCGGGCGAACAAAACAGUAAACCAACCAAGCCGAAAUCGGUGCGGAAGGAGGAGUAG
Molecule: messenger RNA, 894 nt
Organism: Aspergillus terreus NIH2624
Lineage: Eukaryota; Fungi; Ascomycota; Eurotiomycetes; Eurotiales; Aspergillaceae
Product: DnaJ domain protein
Exons: 2
Coding region: 1-894 (297 amino acids)
Source: RefSeq, a predicted model, not a curated record